AUGGAGGCUCCUCCGCCACAGGUUGACGAGGAGAUACGCCGUAGAGAAGAAGAAGAGCUACAAAAGGUGCUGGAACUGUCUAUGCAAGAUAAGGGAGGCCGGCAAUGGGGUGUUUACACCCCUUCUUCCGCAGCUGGAGGAUCAAGCUCGAGCUACCCGAGCUCUACGGCUAUAUCAGGGGGGCCUUCAUCCAGACCGCAGGCUAAACCCGAACCUCAACAGCCGACCGGGGGCUAUACGGCUUCUGCAGGCCGAAAGGCAGUCGACGUUGUUCAUCAGUCUCCCUUGCGACACGCCGAUACACAAGCUACACCAGUUGAAACAUCUCAACCCACCCAGCCGUCUCAGUCAGCCUAUUCGGCAUAUGCGCCCGCAGCGGUCGCCACUCCUCCGCCACAGCCCGCCGUCACCGUCGCUGCGCCAGCUGCAUCGGUCACUCCGGCUCCCGUACCAGAUCUGGCUACGGCGACAAGGGUUCGAGCACUACACCACUUUGAGCCAGCGGAUGCAGGAGAGUUGGCAUUUGAGAAAGGCGAUGUGAUAAAGGUUGUUGAUCGGACCCACAAAGACUGGUGGAAGGGACAACUCAAAGGAAGGACCGGAAUAUUCCCCGUCAACUAUGUAGAACCAAUGCCAGAACCAACCGCCGCGGAUCUCGCUCGGGAAGCAGAGGCAGAGGCAGCUGUCUUUGCUCAAGCCGCCAAUAUUGACAAGCUACUCAACCGACUCAAGAACUUUGACAUUACAAAGGACAACCUCGCAGACGAUGAGGAUAUCCAGGAAUUAUACCGGUCUAGCUUGAGUGUGCGACCAAAGGUGAUUCGGUUGAUCGAGAAAUAUAAUCAGAAGAAGGUUGAACUCGCAAUGAUGAACGACAACUUUGUCAACGCAAAGGAACUCUUUGACCGGAUGAUGGAAGAGUCCCUUGCGAAACAUAACCCCAAUGCCUAUGACUUUCGACGACAUCCCUCUGGACGGCCUGGUCCUCCAGGCGUCGAUUAUCGUGCAACGGGCUACUGGCCAGGACCUUUCCCGCCGCCGCAACCACCAGGGCAACCAGGGUUCUACCCUGGGCAACCACCAUAUCAGGACCCAACGCAAGCGACUUAUCCUCCUCAACUCUACCCACCUCAGAUGGAUCCAGCAGCGUAUCCUCCUCAGCAAGGGUUCCCGGGACAGGAUCCCAAUGCAUACGGCCCGCAACAGGCACCUGCAGGCUACGAUCCAAGCGCUUACGCUGCUCCGAUUCAACAGCCGCAGAUUCAACCAGGACAACCACAACAGCAGCCGGGUUAUGAUCCAAAUACGUAUCAGACGGCGACCCAGCAACCAGGAGCUCCGCAGCCCGCACCUGGCGGGUAUGAUCCAAAUGUAUACGGCCAACAGCCACCGCAACAACCUCAACCAUCCGGAGGUCAGCCCGUUCAACAGCCAUAUGACCCCAGUGCGAAUGCCUAUGCCCAAACUCAACCAGGAGUUCAACCUAUUGGACAGCCGUCACAACCCGCUUACGAUCUGAACGCACAUGUCCCAAACCAGCAGCUUCCGGCGGCAGCAGCAGUGACUGCUCAAUAUGCGGGACAGUCCACCACAGCUGCCCAGCCGCAACCGACAACAAUGUCUCCUCAGCCCGAACAACAAGUGACGCAGCCAGUUCAGCAAGUUCAACCAACCCAGCCUUCACAGCCAGAGACGCAACCGGUCGCAGAGGGACCCAAGGUCUUCUCUGGUCCGCCACCCUAUCCAUUCGACCCCACUGCACAAUAUCCCGAUCCUAAUGCGCAGGCGUGGGCUCAAUAUUAUGCUGCCGGUGGAGAUGACAAGCAAGGACUGGUCUAUUUCAUCAGCGUGCCUGGCAUGAAGGAAGCUCCGGCUGGGUCGCCAGCGUCAGAAAACCCUCAAGUUCGUCAGCAGAGUAUCCACACUGCGACAUUUGACCAGUCGAGCCAACCGAUGAAUCCCGCUAAUCAGCAGCUGAGCCCAAAGUCACCUACUGGUCAGCUCAGCGCAUCUCCCAAGUCCAAGCGGAUAUCCAUGGCCGGCGUCGGCACAGUUUCGCAACACCCUCAACUGCAGAACACGCUUCCAACCUAUGCGCAGGAGCACCUUCACAGUAAACGGCCAUCGUCGGCAGGUAGUCAGCCCGGAUCGUCAUCUCAAGGCACCUCGGGUGCGCCGUCAUGGGCACAACACCCGCCAGCUGGAGUGACUGGGCCAUGGAGUGCACAUGGUCCCCAAAUCAUGGAACCGAGUCGUACAGACUCGACAUCUCCUCCUGGUGGCUAUCGACCAAUGUACGGAGCGACGUCUCCUGGUGGCUCAUUCCAUCCUGCGUCCGCUGGGCCUAUAGACGCGCAUAACCAAGCGACGCCAUACCCGACUCACCCUUCCCCACGCUCCCAACAGCAGCAGCAGCUGUAUAGGGGAACGUAA
This is a messenger RNA of Serendipita indica DSM 11827, 2433 nucleotides long. Lineage: Eukaryota; Fungi; Basidiomycota; Agaricomycetes; Sebacinales; Serendipitaceae. The record is from the annotation of a GenBank genome assembly.